Messenger RNA from Loxodonta africana (African savanna elephant), 14594 nucleotides. RefSeq names its product MLLT10 histone lysine methyltransferase DOT1L cofactor (gene MLLT10). Gene Ontology annotation, molecular function: histone binding; nucleosome binding. Gene Ontology annotation, biological process: regulation of transcription by RNA polymerase II. Bases 6770 to 9826 code for a protein of 1018 amino acids. The record is from RefSeq and is a predicted model, not a curated record. Gene Ontology annotation, cellular component: nucleus. NCBI's taxonomy places the organism in Eukaryota, Metazoa, Chordata, Mammalia, Proboscidea, Elephantidae. The transcript is spliced from 21 exons.
UUUUGUGGCUUGAUAGCUCAUUCCUUAUUAUUGCUAAAUAAUAUUCCAUUGUUUGGAAUAUUUUGUCUACCUGUUAAUCUAUUAAAGGAUAUAUUGGUUGCUUAGUUUCCUGCUAUUUGUGUGUAGGAUUUAUGUCAACAUAGUUUUCAACUCAAUUGGGUAAAUACCUCGGAGUGUGAUUGUUAGAUUGUAUUUGUACAGGCAGUCAUCGAUUAUAAAUGAGUUCCGUUCCUAAGUGUGUGUCUUAAAUUGAAUUUGUAUGUAAGUCAAACAGUUAGGAGUGGUGGAUAUCUAAUGUCAGUUAAUGAAACGUUUGUCUUAGUGUUUAGUGUGCCUUUCUAUGCAUUAAAAAAAUUAAACAAUUCCAGAUACACUAAAACAUCUUUUACCUAAUAAGACAGUAAUAACGUUUUGAUGGGUGUUGCAAGGUAGCGCCUGUUUGUUAUUACAAACCACUGUGUGUACCUCAGUUUUUUAAUAUAAUAGGCUUUACAUGGGUUCGUUUAUAACUACUGGUUGUACUUAAGUCGGAAGUUUGUAACCCAGGAACUGCCUGUAUUUUCUAGGGUAGGGCUGCUGAGACAGUAUUCACAAACAGAGAGGCUUCCUAAGAACAGAAAUUUAUUGUCUCAUAAUUCUGGAGGUUGGGCGUCCAGGAUCAGCGUGUUGGCCUUGUUGAUUACUUCUGAGGCUUUGAGAAAGAGACUGUCCCAUACCUCUAUCCCAUCUUCUGGUAGCUCUAGGAGUUCCUUAGCAUGUAGCUGCAGUGUCACAUUGCAUCUCUCCUAUUUCUCUCUCUCUCUCUCUUAUGACGACAAUACUCUGAUUACAACCCGCUGUACUCUGGUAUGACCUCAUGUUAAAUCGAAUGAUCAUGUUCAUAGGUAGAGGGGUUAUAAGGACUUGAAUAUGUCACUUUGGGGAACACAAUUCAAUCCAUAACAUAUGGUAAGACUAUGUUUAACUUUUAAGAGACUGCCAGACUGUCUUUCAAAGUGGCUGUACCAUUUUACAUUGAUUCCAGCAAUGAAGGAGCAUUCCUGUUGCUCCUCGUAGUCCUCAGCAUCUUUGUUGAAGUAUCUUCAGAUCUUUUGCCUAUUUUUAAAUUGACUUUUUUGUUUUCAUAUUGUUGAGUUUAAAAACAUUUUUGUGUAUUUUGGAUACCAAGUCCUUUAUCAGAUUUGUGUUUUGAAAACAUUUUUCUCGGUGUGUGACUUAUCAUUCUCUUGACAGUGUCUUACGUAGUGCAGAAGUUUUUAAUUUUAAAAAAGUCCAACUUACCAGUUGUUUUUUAAAUUUAUAUUACGUGACUUAAAUGUUUGGUGUUACACCUGAGAAGUCAUUGUCAAACCCAAGGUUACCUAGAUUUUCCGUUAUGUCACCUUCUAGAAGUUGUAAUUUUGCAUUUUACAUUUAGGCCUGUGAUCCAUUUUGAGCUAAUAUUUGUGAAGACUGUAUGCUUUCUGUCUAGGUUCUUUUUUUUCUUUUUGCAUAUGAUGUCAUUGUUCAUAUAUCAUUUUUGGAAAGGACUGUCUUUUCUCCUGUACGUUAUCCUUGCUCCGUUAUUAAACAUGAGUUGGCGGACUACAUUUGUUUAGGCUCAUUUCUGGGCUGUCUCUUGAUUUAGUUUUCCUUUGUUACUCCAAUAUCACACUGUCCUGGUUAUUGUGACUUUAUAGUAAAUUGUGAAAUUGGGUGCUGUCCUCCAACUUUCUUAUGUUCUUCAGUAGUGUGUUGGUUAUUCUGGUAUUUUUCCUUUCCAUAUAAACUUUAGAAUCAAGUUCAUCAAUAUCCACAAAAUAAAUUGCUGGAAUUUUAAUUGGGAUUGAGCUGAAUCUGUAGGUCAAGUUGAGAAGAACUGGCAUCUUAACAAUAUUAAAUCUUCCUAUAUAUGAACAUGGAUUUUCUUUGUGCUUAUUUAUAUCUUUGGUUUCUUUCAUCAGAGUUUGUCAUUUUCCUCAUAUAGAUUCUAUACAUAUUUUUUAGAUUUAUACCUAAGUUUUUUUUUUGGUGCUAAUGUAAAUGGGAUUUAAAUUCUGGUUGGUGAUUGCCUGUAUAUAGAAAACUAGCAGACUUUUUUCUCUAAUUAACCUUAUGUCCUGCAUCCUUGCUAUAAUUGGUUAUUAGUUCCAGGAUUUUUUAUUUUUUUUUGAUUCUUUGGAAUUUUCUACAUAGACGAUUAUGUCAUCUGUAAAGACAGUUCUUAUUUUUUCUUCCUAAUCUGUAUACCUUUUCUUUUCUUGUCUAAUUGCUUUAGCUAGGACUAGUAUUGACUAGAUGUGGUAGGAGGGAGUAUAUAGACCUUGUUUUUGAUCUCAGUGGGGAAACAUCUAGUUUUGCACCAUUAAGUUUGAAGUUGUAGCUGCACUUUUUUGGUAGAUGUUCUUUUUAUCAAAUUGAGCAAGUUCCCCUCUAAAUUUGCUGUAUUUAUCAUGUAUGGGUCUUGGAUUUUGUCAAAUGCUUUUUCUGCAUCAGUUGAUAUGAUAAGAUUUUUCUUCUUUAGCCUUUUAAUGCAGUAAACUAAUUAUUUUGAAUGUUGAACCGGCCUAGCAUUCCUGUGGUAAAUCCCACUUGGUCGUGGUGUAUAGUUCCUUUUAUACAUUGUUGGAUUUGAUUUGCUUGUAGUUUGCUGAAGAGUUUUGCAUUUAUAUUCAUGGGUGACGUUGGUGUCUGUAGUUUUCCUUUCUUACACUGUCUUUACCUCUGUGAGGGCAGUGGUGGUUCAGUGGUAGAAAUCUUGGCUUCCAUGUGAAGACCUGGGUUUGACUCCUGGCCAGCGUACCUCAUUUGCAGACUCCACCCAUCUAUUAGUGGAGUGUUGCAUGUUCCUAUGAUGCUAAAAGGCUUCAGUAGAGCUUCCAGACUAAGACAGAUUAGGAAGAAAGGCAUCUAGUUUUGGUUUUAGGGUAAUGCUGACCUUAGGAUGAGUUAGGAAGUGUUCCUUCUGCUUCUUUUUUUUCUGGAGAUGAUGAGAAUUGGUGUCAUUUCUACCCUGAAGUGUUAGAAAACACGGAUGAAACCAUCUGGCGUGUGUUCUGUUUUGGAAGGUAUUAGUUGAUGAUUCAAUUACUUUAAUAGCUGUGGAUUGGUUAUUUUUCUCCAUGUGUGGGUGUUUGAUAGUUUGUGUCUUUCAAAUAAUUGUCCAUUUCAUCUAAGUUAUCAAAUUUGUGGGCAUAGUAUUGUUUAUAAUAUUCCUUUAAUGUCCUCUCAAUGUCUAUGGGAUACUGUUAAAAAAAAUUAUUCAACAGACUGAACUUUUAUUUUUAAAUUGAUUAUAUUCAGACAAUUGUGCCGCAGAGUUCAAAGCCCCAGCAACCUGAAAUUCAUAGAUAAUUCUCUACACUACAGGAUCUAUGUGGUUUGGGCAUGUUUUAAUUCACCUUGACUUCAUUUGUAAAUUUAUUUAUUUAAUAAUAUUUUUGGAGAAAGUUUACCCAGUAAAUUAGGUUACCUUUUAACAGUUUCUAUACAUAUUGUUCAAUGACAUUGGUUAAAUUUCUCACAAUAUGUCAGCAUUCUCAUUUCCAUUUUAAUUGUGUCUGUUUCCAUUAAUCUAGUGUCCCUGACCCUUUUUACCUGCUCAUUUUUGCUUUAGGUUAACUGGUAACCGGUUGGUCUCACGGGGAUGAUUUCUUAAAGGAGCACAGCACUCACGGGUGGUACUGUUUAUUUCAUGAGCCAGUCGUUACUUAGCUGAAAGGUGACCUUUGGAGGAGUAGUUUUCAGUUCAGAGUUUAAGGGGCAUCUCAGGGCAAUAGUCUUGUGGGUUCCUCUAGUCUCAACUGCUCCGGUAAGCGCCUUUUUUAAGAUUUUGAGUUUUGUUUUAUAUUUUUCUUCUAUCUGGUACCAUCUUUCAUAUCCCUGGUCAGAAUAGUCGGUAGUGGUAGGCAGGGCCACCGUAGACUAUUAGUCCUGUAGACUAGUUUCUUCUUUGAGCAUUUGGCUUUCUUUCUGUUUUGCUCUGGACAAGUAGUCACCAAUAGUUGUAAUUUUAGAUGGUCACUUGCAAGCUUUUAAGACCCCAGAUGCUACUUACCAAGCUAGGAUGUAGAACAUAAAAUUUUAUGAACUAUAUUAUGUGCACUGACUGAAUUGCUCAACAAGUGUAUGGUCCUAAGCCUUUGAACCCAGUAAACCAAUCUCACAAGGUGUUUGGUUAUGUCUAGGAAGUAUCUGUAACUGUGCCUCCAUGUUCUUUAUUAUAUUUAUGAAUAUGUAUGCAGUACACAUUUACAUGGAUAUACAUAGGCCUACAGGUAUACGCGUACACCUACUCUUACAAACUGUCUCAUUAUCUGACAUUUCACAUUUACAACAAUAGUUAAAUAUCUACGAUCUGACUAUUUUGUGCAUUAAUGAGGGGGUCUCCAGGUGGCCUCUGGGUAGCUGGGCCUGGCUGCCCUGUGUUCUGUACUCCCUCUGUAGCUCAAAAUUGCUGUGGGGUGGGAAGGGAGGAGAGAAGAAGUAUGGGAGAGAGUGUUUGCAAGAAAUGCAUGCUGGUUUAAUGACAUCCCAAAGUGGGGUGAACUGGGCCUGAAACUAGUGCCUCAGGGGGCUGAGUGAACAGCCAGACUCCCAGCACCCUUGCAGGAAGCCCUGAGCCUUGGUGACUUCCCAGGCCUUGAGGGCAGAGCAGGCUCCAGAAUCAUGAAUGCAGGACUUGCAGGGGUGGGAAUGGAGCCCUGGAGGCAGCCUUUGAGGGAAGCUGUGACCUAGCACAAAAACCCUCAAUUUUUGCAUAAUGUCAACUUUUGCAUAAAGAUUUGGUCUUUGUAUCCCAACCAUGUCAAUAAGUGAGGAGUGGGUGUGCAUGCACAUGUGUAUACAAACAUAUACCUUCCUAUACACAUGUGCAUGCAUAUUUACCUAUGUAAUCAUGUACAUAUUUUUAGUUGUUUUUGCAAAAUUGUAGGUUAUAACCCAUUGGCGUCGAGUUAAUUCUGAUUCAUAGUGACCCUAUAGGACAGAGUAGAACUGCCCCAUAGGGUUUCCAGGAAGUGGCUGAUAGAUUUGAACUGUGGGAUAGCAGCUGAGCUUUUAACCGCUGUGCCACCAGGGCUGUUACAGCAUUUAUCAAAAACGUAUGGCAUUAUUUCUGGUACCAGUAAUUUACACCCUGUCAUUUCAAUUUUAUUAUUUCUAUUCUAAUUUUUAUUAUUCCUUUUCUUUGCUUGUAUAGAUUUUUAUUGCUGCUCAUUUUGGAGUUUCCUAAGGUAGAAACUUAAAUUACUGAUUUUAAAUCUUUCUUUUUUUUUGUGAUAAGUCAAUGCUAUAAAUUUUCCUCCAAGCACUGUGUUGGCUACAUUCCACAAAUUUUGAUAAGUUGUAUAGUAAUUUUCAGUUCUCUGGAGAUAUUUUCUUUCACCCAUGUGUUAUUUAGAAGUGUGUUAUCUUUUGUGCUCAACUCUUAACCUAAAUUAAUAGGUUCAAACCCACCCAAUAAUACUGCAGAAGAAAGACUUAGUGAUCUGCUUCUGUUAAGAUUACAGCCAAGAAAACCCCAUAGAGCAGUUCUGCUCUGUAACAGAUGGAGUCACUGUGAGUCAGAAUUGUCAGGACUGUUCCUUCUUCUCUUCCCUUUCUGGUAUACCCAUUGCAUCUAUGUUACAGCUUUCGUAAUUGUCCCGCAGUUCUUCAAAAUCCUGAUUGGUUUUUCUUCUGGCUUUAUCUCUCUACAUUUUAGUCUGGAAAGUUUCUAUUGACACUUCUUCAAGUUCUCUGAUUUUUUUCCCUUGGCUGUGUCUGUUUGUUGACUAGUCUGUCAAAGGUAUUUUUCAUUUAUAUUGCAGUGUUUUUGAUUUUUAGCAUUUUUUUCUUUUUUUAUUCUUGGAGUUUGCAUCUCUGUGCUUCUAUUAUUCAUCUGGUCUUGCAUGCUAUCUACUUUUCCACUAGAGCCCUUGACAUAUUUAUCAUAUCAAAAAACAACCACCCAUUGCUGUCAAGUUGAUUCUGACUCAUAGUGACCCUAUAGGGCAUAGUAGAACUGCCCCAUAGGGUUUCUAAGGAAUGGCUGGUGGAUUUGAACUGCCUACUUUUUGGUUAGCAGUUGAACUCUCAAUCAGUGUACCACCUAGGCUCCCUCAUAGUGAUUUUAUAAUUCUUUAUAUGAUAGUUCUCACACCUGUGUCAGAGCUGAGUCUUAUGAUGCUUGCUGUCUCCCUUCAGAAUUUUUUUCCCUUUCGGCCAUGUUUUGUAAUUUUGUGUUGGAAACUAGACAUGAUGUAGCUUGUAAUAGAAAGGGGGGCAGUAAGGCUUUUGGUGUGAGGUUUUAUGUUAAUUUGUGUAGUUGUAGAGCUUGAAGCAUUUAUUGAUGAAGAUGAAAGACUAUAGUCUUCAGUAUGGAUAAUACCUUAACAUAAAGAAAACAAAUCCUCACAGCAGAAAUGAUAAGCAACAUCAUGGUAAAUGGAGAAAAGAUUGAUGUUGUCAAGGAUUUCAUUUUACUUGGAUCCACAAUCAGUGCCCAUGGAAGCAGCAGUCAGGAAAUCAAGACAUAUCACAUUGGGCAAAUCUGCUGCAAAAGACCUUUUUAAAGCAUUAAAAAGCAAAAAUGUCAGUUUCAGAACUAAGGUGUGCCUGACCCAAGCCAUGGUAUUUUCAGUUGCCUCAAAUACAUGCAAAAGGUGGACAGUGAAUAAGGAAGACAAAGAAGAAUUGAUCUGUUUGAACUAUUGUGUUGGUGAAGAAUAUUGACUAUACCGUGGACUGCCAGAGGAAUGAACAGAUUUGUCUUGGAAGAGUACAGCCAGUGUGCUCCUUGUAAGCAAGGAUGGCGAGACAUCAUCUCAUGUACUUUGGACAUGUUAUCAGGAGGGACCAGUCCCUGGAGAAGGACAUCAUGGUUGGCAAGAGAUGUGAACUAUGUCCCCAUAAAGAUGGAGCUUUAAAAAGAACAGACAAUGGGGGUUGGGCUCAUGUGGUUUGUGCCCUGUAUAUUCCAGAGGUACAAUUUGCCAAUGUUUCUACAAUGGAACCAAUUGUUUUACAGUCUGUUCCACAUGAUCGUUAUAAUAAGACUUGCUACAUUUGUGAUGAACAAGGAAGAGAAAGCAAAGCGGCUACUGGUGCUUGCAUGACAUGUAACAAACAUGGAUGUCGACAGGCUUUCCAUGUAACAUGUGCUCAGUUUGCUGGACUACUUUGUGAAGAAGAAGGUAAUGGUGCAGAUAACGUCCAGUACUGUGGCUAUUGUAAAUACCAUUUUAGUAAACUGAAAAAGAGCAAACGGGGAUCUAAUAGGUCAUAUGAUCAAAGUUUAAGUGAUUCUUCCUCUCACUCUCAGGAUAAACAUCAUGAGAAAGAGAAAAAAAAAUAUAAAGAAAAAGACAAACAUAAACAAAAACACAAGAAGCAACCCGAGCCAUCACCUGCAUUAGUUCCAUCCUUGACUGUUACUACAGAAAAAACUUAUACAAGCACUAGCAGCAACUCCAUGUCAGGAUCAUUGAAGCGCUUGGAAGAUACCGCAGCACGAUUUACAAAUGCAAAUUUCCAGGAAGUCUCUGCCCAUGGCUCUAGUGGAAAAGAUGUUUCAGAGGCUAGAGGGUCAGAGGGCAAAGGGAAGAAAUCUUCAGCUCACAGCUCAGGUCAAAGGGGAAGAAAGCCUGGUGGUGGAAGAAACCCAGGAACAACUGUGUCAGCAGCUAGUCCUUUUCAGCAAGGCAGUUUUUCAGGAACUCCAGGCAGUGUAAAAUCAUCUUCUGGAAGUUCAGUACAGUCUCCCCAGGAUUUCUUGAGCUUUACAGACUCAGAUCUACGUAAUGACACUUACACUCACUCCCAACAGUCAUCAUCAACCAAAGAUGUACAUAAAGGAGAGUCUGGAAGCCAGGAAGGGGCGGUAAAUAGUUUUAGUUCCUUAAUUGGUCUCCCUUCAACCUCAGCUGUUAUUUCACAGCCUAAAAGCUUUGAAAAUUCACCUGGAGAUUUGGGUAAUUCCAGCCUUCCUACAGCAGGAUAUAAACGGGCUCAAACUUCUGGCAUCGAAGAAGAAACUGUGAAGGAAAAGAAAAGAAAAGGAAAUAAACAAAGUAAGCAUGGACCUGGUAGACCCAAAGGAAACAAAAAUCAAGAGAAUAUUUCUCACCUCUCAGUUUCCUCUGCUUCACCAACAUCGUCUGUCGCAUCAGCUGCAGGGAGUGUAACAAGCUGUAGUCUUCAGAAAUCUCCUACAUUGCUCAGGAAUGGAAGUUUACAAAGUCUUAGUGUUGGCUCAUCUCCAGUUGGUUCAGAAAUUUCCAUGCAGUAUCGGCAUGAUGGAGCUUGUCCAACAACUACUUUCUCAGAGUUGCUGAAUGCAAUACACAAUGGUAUUUAUAACAGCAAUGAUGUAGCAGUAUCAUUUCCAAAUGUAGUAUCUGGCUCAGGAUCUAGUACUCCUGUUUCCAGUUCUCAUUUACCUCAACAAUCUUCUGGUCAUUUGCAACAAGUGGGAGCUCUUUCUCCCUUAGCCACAUCUUCUGCAACCACUGCUGUUGCUGCAACUCAGGCAAAUACCCUAUCUGGAUCUUCUCUUAGUCAGGCACCAUCUCAUAUGUAUGGCAAUAGGUUAAAUCCAAAUUCAUCAAUGGCAACUCUUAUAGGUCAAUCUGAAAACAGUCAAACAGAUCAAGAUCUUGGAGACAAUAGCCGCAGCCUUGUUGGCCGGGGAAGCUCACCCAGAGGAAGUCUCUCACCACGAUCCCCUGUAAGCAGCUUACAGAUUCGCUAUGAUCAACCAGGCAACAGCAGUUUGGAAAAUCUGCCUCCAGUAGCAGCAAGCAUAGAACAGCUUUUAGAGAGGCAGUGGAGUGAAGGACAGCAAUUUUUACUAGAACAGGGUACCCCUAGUGACAUUUUAGGAAUGCUGAAGUCAUUACACCAACUUCAAGUUGAAAAUCGAAGAUUAGAGGAACAGAUUAAAAAUUUGACUGCCAAAAAAGAACGCCUUCAGUUAUUGAAUGCACAGCUUUCAGUGCCUUUUCCAACAAUAACAACAAAUCCUAGUCCAUCUCAUCAAAUACAUGCAUUUUCAGCACAGGCUGCUCCUACUACUGAUUCCUUAAACAGCAGUAAGAGUCCUCAUCUAGGAAACAGCUUUUUACCUGAUAAUUCUCUUCCUGUGUUAAAUCAGGACUUAACCUCCAGUGGACAAAGCACCAGCAGUUCAUCAGCUCUUUCUACCCCCCCUCCUGCUGGGCAGAGUCCCGCUCAGCAAGGCUCAGGAGUUAGUGGAGUUCAGCAGGUCAAUGGUGUGACAGUGGGGGCGCUAGCUAGUGGAAUGCAGACUGUACCAUCCACCAUUCCUGCAGUGCCUGGAGUGGGUGGAAUAAUUGGAGCUUUGCCAGGUAGCCAACUGGCAAUCAAUGGCAUUGUAGGAGCUUUAAAUGGGGUUAUUCAGACCCCUGUCACAAUAUCUCAGAACCCUGCCCCCCUCACCCACACAACUGUACCACCUAAUGCAGCACAUCCAAUGCCAGCUUCACUGACAAACAGUGCCUCAGGACUAGGAUUACUUUCUGACCAGCAAAGACAAAUACUUCUCCAUCAGCAGCAAUUUCAGCAGCUGUUAAAUUCUCAACAGCUCACACCAGAGCAACAUCAAGCCCUUCUGUAUCAGUUGAUGCAGCACCAUCACCACCAGCAGCACCACCAGCCCGACCUGCAGCAGAUCCAGGUCCCCGGCCCGACACAGAUACCCGUGAACAACCUCCUUGCGGGCGCUCAGGCAGCGCCACUUCACACAGCUGCCGCCAACCCGUUCCUCACAGUCCACGGUGAGAAUACAAGUCAGAAGGUAACAAGACUUAGUGAUAAAACUGGGCCUGUAGCUCAAGAGAAAAGUUGACACUUGAGAAACAUCUAGAAAUUGCUUAUCCUGCUGUUCCAGCACUUCCUCUGGCUGCUGUUGAAGUCCUCUUUCUACACCUGUGAAGAAACGCGACAAGAAACGAACUGCACAACAAAGGGUUCAUUGCCACAAGGACGUUCUUGUAAGCUUUGACUCAUUUCCUUGUUGCUUUGUUGCACUGAAGUUAAAUUUCCCUAUCCCCCACUCCUCAGCUAGAUUUUUUAAAUUUUGAAAGAAAAUUCAAUAACUAAUUUUUGUCAGUGAAACAAUUUACAUGCAAUGAGUUUACCAACCUGAGAGAAAUUAUAUAGUUGAUGCGCACUAGUUUUGUUAUAAAUUGGAGAUAUGAAUAGCAAAACUGAAGACUUAUUCCAUUUACAAACUACUUGAUUUUAUUGUACAAAUUGGAAAAUGAAGUAAGAUCUUUUGUUUCGGUUAUUACAUGCUUGCUCUAUGAGUUAGAUCUUAAAUUUCAAAGAACUGCCCAACUUCUUUCUUUUUACUGAAGUUUUACUGAUUAAAUAUUUCAAAUAAAAUAGGUCAUCAACUGGGACUUGGCAGUCUUUGUUCUAAAAAUUUCCUUUCUAAUGGGAUUGGACCAAUUUCUGGUAAUCAAGUUAGGAUGGUAAUGUCUGCUUUUGCUAAAGGUAAUUUUCUGUUACUAAACGUAAUUUUCUAUCACUAAAUGCUUUUUCUUUUGUUUUAAGACCUACUCUUUUUUUUAAAGAAACCUUGAGUUAACUGAGUUCUAAAGCUGCUGGGGGAACCAGAUCAAUUCAAAGUCAAAGACUUCUUUCAAAAAAAGGGGCCACUCUGAGAACUACUGGUAGGGUUUGGCCUUAAUCAAGUGCCUGUUAGUACCUCCAUUGUGUUGAAAUGGCUCUAGACACCUGAGCUUGCACUAUAGUCGGUCCUUGUGAGUAGUAGGAAUAUUCAGUGUUGCACCAGCAGCCUUCCCCAUUGUUCUGCCUUUAUGAGAAACUUUCUAUGCCACUGUAGAUAGCUCAGGCAAAACUAUUACCUGGGUGUUUAUCCACUAAUGAGUCACAAGAAAAGUGAGUGGGUUUCGUAAGAAUAUAUACGAUUUUCAUUUAAACAUCUUCCCAUUACUGCCAGUGAUUAAAAAACAAACAAACAAAAACAAAACACCACCACUACCACAGUUAUUAAAGCGGGUAAAACCUGUAUUACAGCCUUUCUGCUUCAGGAAGCCAAGCUCCUGGUGUGACAGUCUGGCAGAGUAUAAAUUACACAAUCGGGGAUGUAAUCGUUGAGCUGUUCUGAAGUGUGUGAAUUAUUAGUGGAAAAGACCCAGCGGCAGUUAGACCUCCACUGUGUACUUAGCUGGCAGAACAUGGUAAUUCUGCAAUAUGUCUCUUGGUUAAACAUUGCACAGUUCUUACCUCAUUUCUGUAAAUAAAGUUUUGUGAAUCUGUUUUGUAUUGUGAAAAAUUCAUAAGAUAACAUUGAUAUUUUGAUUUGUAAUAUUUCUAAUUGGUACAUUUAAUUGAAAGUAAAAUUAAUUUAUUUUUAUAUGUUUGGGGGAAUUUUAAAGAAAGUCAAAUCUUUUGUAGAUAAUUAAAAAAAAAAUUCAGUGUGGUUUAUUUUACAACCCACUGGUGGUUAUUCUGUAACAAUCUGUAUAAAUGGUAAAUUUUGAAUGUGUUGUUAUUUUACCUAGGUGUAAAAUUCCACAUGUAUUAAAGAGACUGUACAAAGUUCUGUUAAUAAAAUUUAAUAAUGUUUAUAACUCUGUGCUAUGCUUGUUGGGUGAGGAUGACGCUCCAGGAGACCGCCGGAGCCUCUCCUGUGUGGUUUGUUUCAGUACUUUUGGUUGUGCCUUGUGUUUCGGAGCACCAGGGUAGUACCCGUCUGGCAUUAACUAAACUUGGCUCACGAGUAGUCACUGUACAGUGUGCAAAGCAGUGGUGCAGAGCAGCAGACCUUGUGUUCAGAGAUCUUAGACAAUGACUACAUGCAAGGGAAGAGCAGAUUCAGAACUGCUGUGAUGCAGAGAAGAGGGAAAUAAUCACAGUGGCAAUGUAAGGAACAUAAAUUCCAGGUGAGGAGAUAAUCAAUUAUAGCACAUUAAUAAAGUAGUAUUCAUACCUGAUAGAGAUUAAAUUCCUGUUGUUAGCUUUUCCCAGAAGCAUUAAAUGAAAGAAAAAUCCAAAUCUAUCACCUGGUUUUUGGGUCUUGGUAUGCAUUGGAAUCAUCUGUGGUGCUUUUCAAAAAUAAAAAUGCUCAGAUUUUAUCCUAGACUUAAAUGAGUCACAGUAUACUGGUCUGUAUAAUUUGCUCCUAGUAAUUAAGAGUUAGCACUGGUGGCACACUGGUUAAGUGCUCAGCUGCUAACUGAAAGGUUGGAGGUUCAAACCCACCAGCUGUUCCAUGGGAGAAAGAUGUGGCAGUCUGCUUCUGUGAAGUCCUGUGGCCAGUUUAACUCUGUCCUAUAGGUUGCUGAGAGUUGGAAUUGACUCGACAGCAACUCAUAAGAGCUGAAUGAACAAGGAAAACUAGUUCUAAGCUUUUAACUUUAUUAAGGAGUGAAUUUUCGGUUCCUAGAAAGACUGUCUUUUUUAUACACAAAUGAAGAAUGAUUCUGGAAAGGGUUCUCCCUCUAAAGCUAGGAAUAUCAUUCCUGGAAAAUGAUAUCCAUUAACUCCUUCCUCUAUUUUUACUUUUUCCAAGUAAUCUACUUUUAACAAAAUGUUAACUUGCUUUUGCAGUUUUUAUUUAUUAAAAAUGUAUCAUUUAUCUGGGCUACUUAUCUGCAUUAGUAGCUAUGUGUAAUUACACAUGAUUUCGUAGCUUUCUGACUUACUUGAGGCCCUAUAUUGUUUCAGAUACUCCAAUGUGAGUUAGACCUAGUUUUCCUGGGUCGCUGGUUUGUGGUCGCCCUGACCAUUCUUGCUGAUUCCUGGGUGCCUUUUGCUCUGGGGUGUUUGUGAGGAGCUGCCGCCCACUGACUGGCAUUGACACUUGACAAGGGUGCUCUGCACGUGGAAGUGCUUAGAUUGACUAGUCUCUGUCCGAAUCAGUUAGGAAAGGGGAGAAACCAUGGUGGAACUUGGAAUUAAACGAAUUUGAAGAAUUCAGGUGAGACUAUGUGGAGAGACUUAAGGAAGAACGGCAAGUUUGGGUGCCUUGGAAUGUAAAACAGGAUUUUCAACCAACUGGAGGCGUUUAGUGGAAGGCAGUUCACAUAUUAUGUCCCUGAGUCUGGGCUAGACAAUCUGUAUGCAUUGUCUUGUUUCUCAACUCUGCUUGAGAGACUUAGAACCUCUUGUUUACUGGUGAGUGGACCCAGAGAGAGGCAGUUUCCAAGCCUGUGCCCUGGCUACAGUACAUCAGGGAAGCACGGUCGUGCCUUGGGCAGAGUGUGACAGAGUCUGCUAGCACUUUAGGGCUGGGGGCUCUAGAAGCAGACUGGUAGGGGGGCAGUUGAAGUCACUGUUCGGGGAGAAGGUAAGUGAGGUGAAGAGUGCAGGCAAGGGAGGAGGAGAGGGAAGCGCCUGCAAAGGGGUCUGAGGAGCAGCCAGAAAUCUAUGUUAGUUUAUUUAUAUCCCACUUCAUUCCAAAAAGAAUUUGAGGCUACAGAAAGUUGAAAGAAGACACACACUAGUCCUCAGGGACAUGAACAGGAGCAGCUCCAAGGGCACAGGAACGGCAGAGGUCAGCUGACAAGGGACUAAAGAAUCAAUGCAAAGGAACCAAGGGGACAGAAUGUGGCCAGUGGUUCCCAGUUUAUGCCCUUAAGUACUUGAUUGUACAAUGAAGUUGUAUGAAGCCAGUAAUAAAAAAAAAUAUAUAUCUCAUGGUUUGCAGCAGUAAACUCACAACAUUUUGAUUUUUGUAUAGUGGCUCUUAAGUUUGAAAUUAAAGCAAAAAAUUCACUUUUUUGCUGAUUGAGUUUAUUUGGUUUCCCUCAAAUUCUGAUUGAUGCAUCUGGUGUUUUUCACUUGGCUCACUUAACAAGCAGACGGCUUCAUUAGGAGAGUUUACAUUUUUGGCACCACUGCUAAUCCUUCGCAACAUUCUGGUUCUCCUGGUCUCCUCCCAGAGCAUGCACAGACAGGUGUUUUCUAUUGCUGAACUGUUCACAUACAUGGGAUUCUUUGAACAAAAUAAAGUGCACAUUUUCUUUGCAAACUCUUGAUCUCAUGCCGUGAUUCUCAUUCUCGGAUCCAUUAGAUCCUGGAGAUUAAAAUUCUGCUGCUGUUUGGUGCCGUUGAGUUGGUUCUGACUCAGCAACCCUGUGUGCAACAGAAAGAAACAAUGCCUGGUCCUGUGCCGUCCUCACAACCCUUGAUAACCUUGAGCCCGUUACUGUAGCCGCUGUGUCAGUUCAUCUCGUUGAGGGUCUUCCUCUUUUUUGCUGACCUUUUACUUUACCAAGCAUGAUGUCCUUCUCCAGGGACUGAUCCGUCCUUAUAACAUGUCCAAUGUACGUGAGAUGAAGUCUCACCAUCCUUGCUUCUGAGGAGAUUCUGGCUGCACUUCUUCCAAAACAGAUUUGUUCGUUCUUCUGGCAGUCCAUGGUAUAUUCAAUAUUUUUUGCCAACAGUACAGUUCAAAGGCAUCCAUUCCCCUUUGGUCUUCUUUACUGUCCAGCUUUUGAAUACAUGUGAGGUGACUGAAAACACCAUGGCUUGGGUCAGGCACACCUUAGUCCUUUGGAAGUGACAUCUUUGCUUUUUAACACUUUAAAGAGGCUUUAAAAAAAAAAAAACACUUUAAGGCUAUAUGUAGCCAGCACCAAUAA